This is a messenger RNA of Amoebophrya sp. A120, 4093 nucleotides long. Lineage: Eukaryota; Dinophyceae; Syndiniales; Amoebophryaceae. The record is from the annotation of a GenBank genome assembly.
GUGGUUCAUCUUCUGGACGCAGAAGUGGUGGCAGUGGUGGACCAGGGGCAACUUCUACUGUAGUCCCAGGCUCCGCGUCGUCUGAACCACAAGCAGGACCCGGUGCAGUUGACCAGCAGCAAACUGGCGCGGCUGUUUCGACAACGCCUGGCGCUACACAGCUGUCGCCCGGGGCCGGAACGGCGGGCACUAGUACUGGUGCAGCAGGUACUCCUCGCGUCGGUGGAACAACUGCGAGCGGACCAACAGGCGGUGGUGGAGGUGGACAGCAGACGUCGUCCACUGCUGGUGGAACAACGGGAGGAGGAGCUUCACCAUCUACAGGUGUAGCUUCAGUGCCUUCAACAGGUGGGACGACAUCGCCCACUGUUCCAGUUGGGGCCCCAGCCACGGCGCAACAGCACCAGGAGCCCGGUCUUGUAGCUGGCCGAGUGCAGCAGCAGCCUCCACCAGCACGGGGUGGGGCGCAUCAUGGGCCUGAGCAGCCCCCAGCGCGAGUUGGGCCACAUCAUGCGCCUGGUGGCCCAGUGCCGCAGCAGCAGCAGCAUCCCCCGAGACGUAGACCACAUGGCCAUGGGCCUCUUCUUCUACCCGCAAAAACCAGCCCGCUCGCCCACAGGACAAUCAUCACCCCACCACACAAUUCCGACGGCUCUAAGACACCCGGGAGGAGCAUCAGCAUGAUCGGCUCCCACGUUGCUCCUGCUGCGAUGACUGCUCCCAUUAGACUUGUAUCCAUAGGAAAUAUGUCCGGAGAGCUGGCGUUUGUGUUGCGCAAUGCCAUCGAUCAGAAUCUGCAAGAAGCCUUGGAAAACUUCAAGUUUUACGAGGCUUGUUGCAGAUUCACACUUAUUCGUAAAACGCAUGACAGACUGACCCUGACCAAUCGCAAUGACGCAUUACAGAUCGCGCCAUCCUUCAAACCCCGCGCGACUCUUCCAGACCCAGACAUCUUUGCAACGCAUAAACUGCCCAGCCGGAAUCACUGUGCGAACAUUUUGAGACCGUCUGGGACCUUAUCCAGUUCAAAUGUAUCCGGGUCUGGAAGAUUGCGAGACCUGUAAUUCUAAACUCCAUGCUCCCCAACUCUGGAAUGCGUGUGCUAUCAUACUCCCGACAUCGUGCUGCUUAUUUGUCAUGCAGAAGCGCAACUUUUUACUCGCUUUACGCAACACCGGACAACUCAAAAAUCUGUCAUGCUUGGCUGCAUAAGCAUACUUUGGUCAUUGUCAUUCCGUAUUCCAUAAAGCAGCAUCACAACUUUCCAGACCCAGACAUAUUUGCGAUGGAUAAAUCGCAUCCGAAAAAGUCCUUCAGCCCUGGAGCACGCCAGCGAGGCCUGUCGCGACAGCUUCCCCAUAGUGUUAGAAGCCGUGCGGUUCGAGGAAGUUCCCAAAGCAACCGGCACAGAAAAGGAGAGCCAGGAAGCUCUCCGCGUUUUCGGGCUUCUCCGGUUUGCUUCAACCCGGUUGCAGGACCAUGGGGAUAUUGUUUUUCCCGCAGUAAAGCACGUCGCGCACAACCUCGAGUUUGCAUCCCCGCGGCUGCGGGACGAUGAAAAUCUUGUUGCGAUCGCCGUUACAUAUGAUAUGCAAAAGCUUUUCGCACUGAGCAUUCGACUUGUCAUGUUGAGGAGCUAUGUAUACAUUAGGGAAUAGACUUUUCAAGCAGUACUGCAACUACUACAAAGGCAAAAACUCUACUUUUGCAUUCGAUAUUGCAGCUGUGCCCGCAAUGCUUGAGUUCGCCUCCGAGCGCUUACGGGGGAAUCGAGACGUACUUCGCUCAGCGAUUGACAACGAAGAUGACAGCGCUGUUCCUGGCAACGAGGGCCGGCACGGGCCGGCGACAAGUCGCGACUGUGUCGCUAUGAGGUUUGCUUCCUCGGAACUGCAGCGGGACCGGGAGCUGGGCCUGGCUGCAGUGCGGCGAUGCGGCCGGGCGCUGCGGCAUCUGGAUUUCGAAUUGCGUGACGAUGACGAGGUCUGCCGAGAGGCAAUCGCACGAAACCGCACUGCCCUUGAAUUCACGUCCGAGCGGUUUCGCUUAUCAUGCGGAAAAAUGGCUUGCGCUGCCCGAACUCCAAAAGUUUUUUUUUUGGUGCAGUCCUCACUUAUAUAUGAGUAGGCUUGUCGCAAAAAGGCGGUGGGGAAGGAGCAGCCACUGGGUACUUAGUUUAAAGAUAUUUGCCUGCAGUUUAGCGUGGCGCUAGCCUGAUGGGCUGCGUCUUAAGUUACUACAGUGGCUCUUUUCGCUAUCAAAAGCCGCUACCUAAGCUAGUUUCCACAGCUUCCCACGACAACAAGCUACCAGCCUUUGUCUUCUUCUGUCAUGGCGCGAAAACUUCGAGGCAAGUGGAACAUCUUUGCACUUAGUGAAAUUUAUUUGACUACCGGGCAUUGGCUUUUUUUCCUUUGAUUCGCCCAGAGUUACUACCAAGCACAGCAGGAGGUAGCGACGCUUGCCUGGGUGGUAACCGGGGUCGCGAUCUUUCUCGCCGCCCUGGCCGUUCUCGUCGCGGUGGUCCUUGUGGUGCAAUGCAAUAGGAACAAAAACCCGAGCAGAUACUACGAUCUGCAGGACUCUGAUUUGAUCCCGAGAGAGGGGUCGGUGAAGGUAAAAUUCGACGUUCGGCGGCAUCGCUUUUUCCAAGUACCAAAUGAACAUAGCGCGUCAAACCCAGUGCGGAAAGGCAAACACCGGAAGGCCGCCUGCCAUGGUAUGCUACCGAGGGGGCGAGAACAAGGAGAGCGAAAAAGCCGGCCUUAUGGCAUGCCAACAGCAUCGCAGCCUCCGGCCAAUGACAGAGGAGGACGCUGCACGAGAGCUGCUGCGAGCUCUGCUGUAGAGGAAGCACCUGCGGGAAAAGAGCCUGUCGUCCUGGAUGCGCCGCAGGUACGAUAAUUUAAUUGAUGCUCGUCUAUAGACAGAUUAGUGGUGCGACCUGGAAUCAAGAAAAGCUGAGAAUCUUGCGAUGGAUCAAGUUGGCCGAUAAUCUUCUUGCAGAUUUUUGUUGGGCCAGCUCGAAGAUUGCUCUUUGUCAUUUUUUUCGCCCACAUUUUUUGUAGAUGAGCAGGAGGAUUGCUCGUGGACCAUGUGUGCUUUUUGCGGGAAAGCAUCAAGAUAUGCAAGAAAACAACUGUGUAAGUGUAAGUCUGGGACACAGAAAAUGCAAAACUGGCACAUGUGUCAUGCUGGAUUUGCAUCAUAGGCCACUUGCGUACGCGUUUCCACAUAGUACGAGCUACGCAUGACAGGUCUUUCCUGUAAUGCAAGACGAAUUUGUGAUGCUGAUCUAGAUCUUCCUGCAAAGUUACACUUACACAGUUUUUUUCCUGGAUACAACAGGCAGACAUACGCUUACUCGAAAUACUAUGGACUUUCCAUUUUGAAAUUUUUUACCAGGCCUCCGCGAGAAGAAGUUCGGAGAUCGGCCCCGUCCUUGAGUUUGACAGUGUAAUAGACGCGCCCGACAUUGCCGAGAACCUGCUUGAGGGGCAGGACAGGGAUCACGUCGAUCCUGGGGACCAGCUAGCGCGGCCGGCGCUCAGCCCGGGACCAAAAAAUCGCUCCCCGGCCCGGCCAAGGACACACUGGAAGCGAGGGGGCGCGGAUGCUCCAGGCGGCGGCGAAGCUGGCUGCGCAGCAGUCCCAGAGCACGGGUCCGACAAUUUCCCGCCCGCCUCCGCGGCCAGAUUUUUUCUACCUGGCAACAGAGCGCGGAAGCAGACCAAGGCCCCUUGCAGCAAGGCCGGCCCUCCACCACCCGUGCAAACCUUCCGCACGGUCGAGGGCGUGCCCGCCCGCGUCCGUGUGUAUGAAGCGGCAGACGAGAAGCCGGGCGAGGAGAAUAUCAAAGGACGGCCAGCGCAGGGGCGUUGCUACAUCAUCACUAUGAAGCAGGGCGGCCCCGCGGCCCAGAAGAAAAUAUCCAACGAACAAAAGAAUCCUGCAAGACGCGCGGAAGAUCAGGCUGGAGAAAAUGCGCCGGUAGAGCAAGUGCCACAGCUGCACCUGCAAGGGCAACGCGAACAAUGCGGUGGCAGAGCAGCCCCCGCCGACCCGUUCUUCCAACACGACGGGCACGGCAUGA